Molecule: messenger RNA, 2430 nt
Organism: Symbiodinium sp. CCMP2456
Lineage: Eukaryota; Dinophyceae; Suessiales; Symbiodiniaceae
Source: the annotation of a GenBank genome assembly
AUGCUGCCUCUCAAGCCGCAGCCAGAAGGCGGUGGCAACUCACAGCGAGCCCUGCAACAUGGGCCGAUAGCGAACAGACACUGCACGGACGUGCCGUGCUGCUGCCUUUUUCUUGGACACGCAGCUUUCUUUUGGUUCCUUGUGUCACAAGGCUUCCAACAAGGCAAUGUUCAGCAGCUCUACUUACCUCGAGACUUCCGGGGCGCGUUCUGCGGCCUUUCAGAUGGAGGCCCAAGCGUCGGCGCCAGCGUCGUGGCGUUCCCGAAGUUGUCUUUCACUAUGAGCCCUUCGGAGACGUUCGACAAGAUGGCCCUGGAGAUGCUAUGCUCCGCGGGUCGUGACAUGCUGGAUCCGCCCGAGCUCGCGCAGUAUUGUGACGGAGGCUCUUCGUUUUCUGUGGCCUCCGAUGCCUUGACGGCUUUGCAGAGCAGCCUUGCCGAUCCCUCGAAAGCGCUAAGCCAGCUCGCUGGCAACGGCAUCUUCCCAACACCGACCACUGUGCUGAGCCAGGCCAGCAGCUACCUUACGCCGGUAUGUGCCAGCUCCUGCCAAGCAAGUACGAAUCGCACGUUUUCCUAUAGCGCCCCACCAGGGGCUUCCUGGGCCGCUGCCUGGCAGCGCUUUGCCGCCUCCGGAGCAGCUGCGGGGCUCAGGUUGGAAUUCCCAGCGUGGAGCUCGGAGCAGUGCUCCUACGAUGCGCGCUAUUGUGUGCCGUUUCCCGGCGUGAGCCUGGAAGAAGGGCUCGAUGGCAUCUGCUUGCCAGCCUUGGACUCCGCCCUGGUUUCCGAGGUUGGCCAGGUGCUAACCCAGCAGUUGGAUGCCUUGGCCUCCCUCAACAUCACGCAAGGCGUCCUUCAAGACGUCCAGCAGUCAGCCGGCUCACUGAUGGUGACCUGGGAUGCCUUUGCCGUGGUCGCCUUCGGUGCCCUGGUUUUCGGCGUCCUCUACCUCACUCUUGUCCGCUUCUUCGCGAAGCCAGUUGUGUGGAUCUCGGUUUUCUUGAUCUGGGCUGGCUUCAUUGCUGCUGGCGUGCUGGCCGUCCUCUACGCCGUGAAGUGCCAAGAGGCCGGGCUUCUGGAGCCCGCGAAGCAGGGAGUCGCCGACGUCGUCGGCGCUCUGAACAUCACCGUCACCGACAUUGCAGGCCUCUCCAACUCCUCUUCUUCAAACGGAUGCGAGGACUUGGGUGGCUAUGUGCUGCAGAACGAGACUCUGCGCACUGUCUUGCAAGUUGUCGGUUACACUUUACUUGGCUUCGCUGCAGUCUGGUUAUUGCUGGUAGUGUGCCUACGUAAGCGAAUCCAGCUGGCCAUCGCCGUCAAUGAGGUGUCGGCGAAGUUCGUUGUGCAUCACCCGCAGAUGAUAUGUGUUCCGCUUUGCCAGUUCUUGCUAGUGGUGGCCUGGCUUGCAGUGUGGGUCAUCUGCACCGCGCUGAUCGUCGUCGGUGUCCCUGCGGACUACGUGCCCGACCAGGCCUAUGCCACAGAACUGGAGGCUGCUGGAAAUGCCACCACGCCGGGUGCCUGCACGAACAUGGUGCCGCCAGGUUUUGCAUAUGAGGAUGUGGCAACGUGCGUUCCGGACAACGUGACCUCCGUCCCUCUCUGCUGGCGAUGUGCAGCGCCGCGAUACACGAUGGGCUGGCAGUUUUGGUAUGCCCUAUUUGCGUUGCUGUGGCACAAAGCCCUGCUCGACGCCGUCUGCCAGUGCCUCAUCGCGGGUGCUGCCGGGGCCUGGUUCUUUGCCAGGCACGAGGAAAAGGCCUCGACGUUUGUGUUCUGUCCCGCGUUCACGAACGCUGUCUUCUGGCACUUGGGAAGUUUGGCCUUCGGCUCCCUCAUCCUGGCCAUUGUGCAGUGGCUGAAGUGGUUCAUGCGCUUCCUCUCAGAGCAAGCGAAGGCCAGCAAGAAUCGGGUCCUGCGCUUGAUCUUUUGCGUUCUGGCCUGCUGCAUCUGGUGCUUCGAGAAGCUCAUCAAGUUUCUCAACAAGAACGCCUACAUCCAGAUUGCGUUGAACGGCACGAACUUCUGUACUUCUGCCAGGAAGGCCUUCGAGCUGAUCUUGCGGAACAUCAUCCGUUUCGGUGCCCUCUCUAUGCUGGGUGCGCUGAUUCGUGGUGUAGGAACGGCUUUCACGUGCACUGCAACGGCAAUCACAGGAUAUUUCGUUAUGCAGGCGUUUUAUCCUGAGAUCAGUCCGAUCCUGAACAUCCUCACGUACGUCCUUCUGGGUUUCGUCACGGGCCGAUUAUUCCUGAACCUGAACUCGCUCAGCUGCGACACCAUCAUGCAGUGCUACAUUAUCUCAGAGGAGGCGGAGAUGAAGGACCGGUCAGAAUUUGUCCCAACAGAGCUGAAGGCUUUGAUGAAGGAUCAGGACUUGAAACACAGUGCUGACCAUGGAAGCUGCUGCUGCUUGCCAUGCUGCUGA